Indicator indicator is the source of this 3444-nucleotide messenger RNA. It is a transcript of the gene ZNF518B, whose product is annotated as zinc finger protein 518B. The transcript has a single exon. Gene Ontology annotation, cellular component: nucleus. Bases 1 to 3234 code for a protein of 1077 amino acids. Gene Ontology annotation, molecular function: RNA polymerase II transcription regulatory region sequence-specific DNA binding; DNA-binding transcription factor activity, RNA polymerase II-specific. NCBI's taxonomy places the organism in Eukaryota, Metazoa, Chordata, Aves, Piciformes, Indicatoridae. Gene Ontology annotation, biological process: regulation of transcription by RNA polymerase II. The record is from RefSeq and is a predicted model, not a curated record.
AUGCAACUGAAAAAAAUGAGGGAAAUUUUACCAACGUUGUACCCUGGCCAAGUUAAUGAUAAAAAUAAUUCUUUAACUACAUCCCCAAAGCAGUCUUCUGAGGAUAAAACAAAUCCCUCGAAAGGGGAUGAUGACCAAAACUUCUGUUACCAAGGGACUGAGGCUGAGAACAACAAGCUGUCACUGAUAAGCUGUACAAAAUGCAGAAGUGUUCAGAAAAUUUCAGUGCAAGAUAUAGAAAAGCAUAAGACACCUGGGUGGACCGAAGACAAAAGUUUCAUCUGCAAGAAGUGCAGUCAUAAUACCCCACCAGCUUUCCAUUUUGUCCCUGAGGGUGCCAGUGCUGUAGAGUUUGAAAACCAUGAAAAAAGAUCCCCAAACAAAGCGCAGAGAACAUUUAGAGUUAAAAACUUUCUGCCAGGUAAAUACUACUGUGAUAAAUGUAGAUUUUCAACAAAGGAUCCUUUACAGUAUAAAAAGCAUGUAGGCCAACAUGAAGAAAUUAAAUUUAUUUGUUCCCACUGUGGUUACAUAUCCUACACCAAAGGAGAAUUCCAGAGACAUUUGGUGAAACACACAGGGACUUUUCCGUAUCAGUGCCAGUACUGUGAGUAUGGAGCUGUCAGGCAUGACUAUAUAGUAAAACAUACGAGGAGAGUACACGAAACACCCUCCAGACGGCUGGCAGGUGCUGUCGUAAACCACAAGCAAAAGAAACUGAGACAAAGCACUUUAUCUGAAAAGCAGAAACAUGAUAAAAUUCCUUUCCAGAAUGAACUUUCAAAUUUGUCAUCAAAGAUGGUUUGUGAAAUUCCAGGUAAAGCAACUAAAACAGUGUCUUCAUCUCCUGAUGUGGAAUGUAGUGUAAACACAGCAUCUGUCCAGGAUAAAACAGUAUUGGAAGCAUCUGAAACGAGUGUGUGUGAGAAUCAAAGUGUGGAAGUUGAGGUUUAUUCUCCAAAAACAGAGCCUUUACAACCUGGGAUGCCUUUAACAGUAAUUGCACCAUCUGAACUUGUGGUUCCUUCUAACUGUUUAGCUCAGAUAGUAGAGAUUAAAAUAGUGAAUGGAGCACAACAGCUGGUUCUUAAACUAAUUCCUCUGCAGGAAGCAACUUACAAACCUGUGAACAGUGCUGAGGAGGAACUUGAGAAUCAAAGCACAGAACCGUCUGUAGAAGGAAAAAAGACAUCUAAUAUUUCUCAAAAUGAGUUACUAACUACGGAAGUGAAUGUAGACAAUUUAUCCAGUGUUAGCAACCAGCUUAAUAUGGAUAGUUCAUAUGACAAGAAUGCUGAAUGUUUUUCUGAUUCUCAAGUCUUGGACUGUAACUCUGUAUCUAUACAGAGAGAAGAUACAUCAAAAUUAUGCUUUCAUUUGGUGAAAGGUAUUGACGUUCAUUCAGGUAUUAUAGAACUUUGUUCUCCAUCUUUGGUGAUGAAUAGUACUGAAAAAGAGAGUGAUCUUCAAUUCUCAAGGUGGGAAGUAGGUGGAAAAAAUAACAUGCGUUAUGACUUGUAUUGUUAUGAAGAGGGUGUGACUAGAUCUCCAAAGUUUGCUGCUCUUUCUGAAGGUAAAAGUUCCAAGAACAUUUUAGUAGAGGCUGUUCAGGAGGGUGAAAAUUCUUCUUCCUUAGUUUUUAAACAAAAGGAUGUGUUGCCUCUAAAAAGAAAUAACAAAGAAUGUAGGACUAUGCCAGACCGCUCUACAGAAGCACCGUUAGCCGAUAAGGGUUUUGACAAAAAAUCUGUUACAUCAUCUGAAGCAGGAAAAAACUGUCGUGUCACUAAAACUCUACCUUGCAAGGAUGUGACUUUUGGCUGUAGCAAAGUAAAAAGAAGUGAAACCAUAUGUCAAAAAACCAGUCAUCUUCUGGAAUCACUAGAGCUACAGAAGAUGCAAAACAAAGGCUACACUUUUGAAGGACCUGUUAUUUCGUCUGUAUUUUCUCUGAGCUCUGGGGCUGAAAAUGUUCCAGAGGAUGUGAGAUGGGAUAAUGCAACAUGUAAUAAGAAGUCAGCAACAUUGUUAUGUAGAAAGAUUGCUCAGCUCAUAUCUGCUGCUGAAUACAACAUGAAACCCCUGCCUUUGAGAUGUCAAGCUUCUAGUAAAAAAGUGCUUUCCCCUCAAGAAAAUUCAUUAAGCUGUGAGAGACUUGUCCCUGCCACUGAAGCGGGAGAGUCUGCAUCCUUGCCUCGAGUGCACAGUGGAAUUGAUGUGAUUAGUAGCGAAGACCACAAUAAAGAUGAGUUGCUUACGUUUGCAAGAACAUCUAAAAGCAGAGUAACUAAAAAUUCCCAUGUUGCUACUCCAGUGUUUAUCCCCAAAGGGACAGUACUGAGAGUGCUGAACGUUACUAGCAGUCCAAACUCAAAUGGAAUAGAAAACAGUAGUGAAACAGCAGCUCCUAUGUAUUGCAAUGAAAUGUUUUUGCCUCGCCCAGUUCCUGUCAGUGUUUCCGAGACACUUAGCAGUAAUUUGCCAUGUUUGCCUCGUCAGGGUGAGCCAAAUGCUGAGUCCCGAAGUAUGUCACUCAGGCAAAGACCAAAGCGAGAGGCAAGCGUUAAAAAUAACAGCAAAGAAUCUGCUGUACCACAUCAGAAAAGCAGUGAUGGGAAUAAGCAAAGAAAACACUAUUCAAAAAGUCAACAAAGUCCCAAAAAUAAGAGAAAACAAGCAAGCCUCAGGGAACUUCCCAAGAGGAAAACAAGAACUCAGUCAGAAACCAGCUCAAGUUCUGACAUGUCAUAUCUGUUGACAGCAAGACGUCUUCGGCUUGUCCCUCUGAAAAUGAAUCAGUUGAUAAAAUGCCCUCGUCGUAACCAGCCGGUUGUGGUACUAAACCAUCCUGAUGUUGACUCACCAGAGAUAAUUAAUGUCAUGAAGACUAUCAACAAGUAUAAAGGUCAAGUCCUGAAAGUAGUUCUGUCAGAAAGGACAAGUAGUUGUCUUGGUGUCAAACGUUACCGAAAGCGUCUUACUCUUCAGAAUGGUGAGACAGGAAACCAAGCGAAAAAACAGAGUAUGUUGAAAAUGAAACUCAAAAAGACCCAUAAAAACAGCUACCAGGUGGUGGAAACUUCACCAACUGAAACACAUAAGUGUCUGUUUAAGUGCUGGUUUUGUGGAAGAGUGUAUAUGGACCAAGAAGAAUGGAUAAGUCAUGGACAGAGGCACUUGAUAGAGGCAACCAAAGGCUGGGAUGUUCUUUCUCUUCCAGCAAAAAAGCAUUAAGUAAGAGACUUAUUUUUAAUGAGUGCCAUUAACUUGCUUGGAAAGCAAGAUUGAAUAACUACUCUAUUUUGGCAAAAGGUCUCUACAGUUAGCAAAGUGGAAGAAGAAAGCAGAAUUGUAGAGACAGAGCAAAACCAAUGGUGAAGAUUAUGCACUACUUUGCACUCUAAUAUUUGACAUUUGUGUAGGAGGUCAACUUCACCUGUUCCA